Molecule: messenger RNA, 1577 nt
Organism: Leptosomus discolor (cuckoo roller)
Lineage: Eukaryota; Metazoa; Chordata; Aves; Leptosomiformes; Leptosomidae
Gene: SLC16A6
Product: solute carrier family 16 member 6
Biological process (GO): monocarboxylic acid transport; transmembrane transport
Molecular function (GO): monocarboxylic acid transmembrane transporter activity
Source: RefSeq, a predicted model, not a curated record
CAAAAAUGACUGUCAAAGCUGUAAAAAUGCCGUGCACCGCUCCAAAUGUUUAUACUAAAGUGCCUGACGGAGGAUGGGGUUGGACAAUUGCUUUUGCUUUCUUCUUUGUGGAAGCUCUAACGUACGGCAUAAUAAAAUCGUUUGGACUCUUCUUUAAUGACCUGAUGGAAAGCUUUGAUGAAACAAACAGCAGGAUCUCCUGGAUAAUAUCCAUAUGCGUGUUUGUGCAGACCUUCACAGCUCCUUUGUCGACAGUCCUCAGCAAUCGCUUUGGUCACCGCUUCGUGGUGAUGGUUGGAGGGGUGCUGGUCAGCACGGGCAUGGUCACUGCCUCCUUCGCCUGCACUGUUGUGGACAUGUAUGUCACCAUUGGCAUCAUCUCUGGCCUUGGAUACUGCCUCUGUUUCCUCCCGACUGUCACCAUUUUAUCACAGUAUUUUGACAAAAGACGUUCGCUGGUCACAGCAGUGGCAUCCACAGGGGAAUGUUUUGCUGUUUUCUCCUUUGCACCAGCAAUUACUGCUUUGAAGGAGCAGAUUGGCUGGAGAUACAGUCUCCUUUCUGUCGGGGUACUACAGCUAAGCAUCGUCGCCUGCGGAUUGCUGCUGCGACCCAUUAUCAUCAAAGAGCAAGAAGAAGUGAAAGCGCAGCCUCCAGAAGAGCCCGCGGAGACAAAGUACAUGCUUGAAAACGAGCAAACACGCACCUCAAUAGAGUCCAUAGACUCAGGAGUAGAAGUAACUACCUCACCCAGCAAUGUGCCUGGAAACACCAAAGCAGAGCCGAAAAGUGAAGAACCAAAGGAACACGUACAGAUACUUACUGAACAUGACAGCACCCCUCUGCAACCAAAAACCAAACUACUGGACUUUUCAGUGAUGAGAGACUAUAGCUUUAUCUGUUAUGCAUUCUUUGGCCUGUUUGCUACCCUGGGCUUCUUGGCUCCUUCCCUCUACAUCAUUCCACUGAGUCUUAGCCUUGGCAUCAGCAAAGACCACUCUGCAUACAUACUGUCGGCCAUGGCGAUCGCAGAGGUCUUUGGAAGGAUUUCAGCUGGCUGGGUUCUCAACAAGGAGCCGAUCCGCAAUAUCUACAUCGAACUCAUCUGUGUCGUUCUGCUGUCUGUAGCGCUGUUUGCCUUCCCUUUUGCCUCUGAAUUCUGGGGCUUGAUGACAUGUAGCAUAUUUUUUGGGUUCAUGCUCGGAACGGUAGCGGGCACGCAUAUUCCCCUCCUGGCAGAAGAUGACGUGGUUGGCAUCGCAAAGAUGUCUUCUGCGGCUGGAGUCUACGUCUUCAUUCAAAGCUUAGCUGGGUUGGCCGGACCACCCCUCGCAGGUGUCUUAGUGGAUACGACACAGAACUACAGCUCAGCCUUUUACUCCUGUGCUGCUGGCAUGGUCCUGGGUGCCGUGUUUCUGUCCCUGGUGAGGCCGUGCAAGGCUGGGCUGUGCCGCCGCCAGCAGCAGCGCACAGAGGAGAGCGCGAUGGAGGUUGUAGUAGACUUCCCAGAUGACUUUAUUGAAAUGGAUAUUGGAAAAGCAGAAAAUUCAGGAAAAGGCUGUGACAGCGUGCCAUAA